Penicillium salamii is the source of this 963-nucleotide messenger RNA. The record is from the annotation of a GenBank genome assembly. NCBI's taxonomy places the organism in Eukaryota, Fungi, Ascomycota, Eurotiomycetes, Eurotiales, Aspergillaceae.
AUGUAUUUCCGUGAUAUUGUCACCACAGCAUUGUUCGCGGCUCUCGCCAACGGAUACGCAAACCCUGGCAGCUGCUCGGGGGCCUGCAACAUACACGACCCAGCGGUCAUUCAACGCGCUUCCGACAAGCGGUACUUCCGAUUUUCCACCGGCAACAAGAUUUCAUAUGCAAGUGCUUCUUCUAUCCAGGGCCCUUGGACCACGAUCGGAUCCAUGUUGCCUGAUGGGUCCUCAAUCGAUCUUGCCGGAAAUACCGACCUUUGGGCUCCCGAUGCGCAACUUGUGAAUGGCCUUUAUCACGUCUACUAUUCGGUCUCAACGUUCGGCUCACAGAACUCAGCCAUUGGACUGGCCACAUCUCCCACUAUGGAAUCUGGUUCUUGGACCGAUCGGGGAAGCACCGAUAUCGCUUCCUCGUCUUCGAAGGCCUAUAACGCCAUUGAUGCCAAUCUGUUCAAUGAUGGCGGCACCUUCUACAUGAACUUCGGUUCCUUUUGGCACGAUCUAUACCAGGCUCCCAUGAACUCAGCUGCGAUGAAAGUGGCUUCCGCCUCUUAUAAUGUCGCAUAUGAUCCUUCUGGGACCCAUGCCGUUGAGGGAGCGUACAUGUACAAGUAUGGAAGCUACUACUAUCUCUUUUACUCUGCCGGCACCUGUUGCGGCUACGAUACGUCACGCCCUGCCAGUGGAGCGGAAUACAAGAUCAAAGUUUGCCGAUCGAGCUCGGCGACAGGAGGAUUUGUUGACAAAGCUGGCACGGCAUGCACGAAUGGAGGCGGCACCGUCGUUCUUGAAAGUCACGGCACUGUCUAUGGUCCUGGUGGACAGGGUGUCUUUACCGAUUCUAGUCUGGGUCCCGUGCUCUACUAUCAUUACGUCGAUACUACCAUUGGCUAUGCAGACGGCCAAAAGCUGUUUGGGUGGAACACGAUUGAUUUCUCCAGCGGAUGGCCUGUGGUGUAA